CACGAUGAUGGUGGGCAAGACCAGCGCCAUCGCGGCGGGCCUUUGCGGGGCCCUUUUCAUCGGUUAUUGCAUCUACUUCGACCGCAAGAGACGGAGCGACCCGAAUUUCAAGAACCGGCUGCGGGAGCGAAGGAAGAAACAGAAGCUUGCCAAAGAGAGAGCAGGGCUUUCUAAGUUGCCUGAUCUGAAAGAUGCUGAAGCAGUUCAGAAGUUUUUCCUUGAGGAGAUUCAGCUUGGCGAGGAACUACUAGCUCAAGGUGAAUAUGAGAAAGGUGUUGAUCACUUGACCAAUGCCAUUGCUGUGUGUGGACAGCCGCAGCAGCUACUACAAGUUCUACAGCAGACUCUUCCACCACCAGUGUUUCAAAUGCUUCUAACUAAGCUCCCUACGAUAAGCCAGAGAAUUGUAAGUGCACAGUGCUUGGCUGAAGAUGAUGUUGAAUGAGGUCACACCACAACAGGGGGAAAAAAUGUUUUCUUACCCCAGAAGAUGAGCAUCAGUAGGGGGAUAAAGGGGCAAACAUAGUAGUUAAUGGACUGUGUACCACAUCGGGUUCUACCAGAGUUAAAAUUAACUUUGUGUAGGUGGGUUUCGCAGGAUUUUAUUUAUUAUCCCAGUGAAAAGUGUAUUUUGAUAAGAAUUCAUUUUAUAAAUACACUGUGUUGAGUUAUCAAAGUAUCACUAACUUCAUUAUUAUUAAAAUAUGCAGUUGUAAUGUUGUACAUAUAAAGACAUAAAACUACGACCUAUUAAAAACCCAAUGCUCAUUUUUGAAAAAACAAAGUUAUGGCAAUAAAGAUUUAUCUGCA
Molecule: messenger RNA, 810 nt
Organism: Gymnogyps californianus (California condor)
Lineage: Eukaryota; Metazoa; Chordata; Aves; Accipitriformes; Cathartidae
Gene: TOMM20
Product: translocase of outer mitochondrial membrane 20
Exons: 5
Coding region: 5-445 (146 amino acids)
Biological process (GO): tRNA import into mitochondrion; protein targeting; protein import into mitochondrial matrix
Cellular component (GO): mitochondrial outer membrane translocase complex; mitochondrial outer membrane
Molecular function (GO): transmembrane protein transporter activity
Source: RefSeq, a predicted model, not a curated record